Solanum dulcamara is the source of this 1780-nucleotide messenger RNA. Its product is annotated as glyoxylate/hydroxypyruvate reductase HPR3-like. Gene Ontology annotation, molecular function: hydroxypyruvate reductase [NAD(P)H] activity; glyoxylate reductase (NADPH) activity; NAD binding. The transcript has 3 exons. Lineage: Eukaryota; Viridiplantae; Streptophyta; Magnoliopsida; Solanales; Solanaceae. Bases 288 to 1271 code for a protein of 327 amino acids. The record is from RefSeq and is a predicted model, not a curated record. Gene Ontology annotation, cellular component: cytosol.
AUUCAUAAUUGACCAAGAGAGUAAUUACUGUUGAAAGAUGUUCUUCUUCCUCGGCUAUCGACGUUGAUGAGAAUUUCAUCCUUCCAGUAUAUGACAAGGAUGUUGCAGUCAAAUGCAAGUGGUCUGAACUUGGCAUAUAUAGCUCAUGUUCCUGAGGUGAUUUGCAUGCUUCCCUUCUCUGCGGGAGUUGAAGUUGUAGGGAACUGAUUUCUUUUGCCUUGGAGUUGUAUGAAGCCAAAUUUCUUUGAUCGUCUUCCGAAGUCACCGAGUUGCACUCAAACUCAUAAAUGGCGGAACCUAAAACUGAGUUACCGGAGGUAAUAGUCGUCGGCCGGCCAAUAGUUUUCCAAUUCUACGACGAACAGUUAUUACAAAAAUUCCGAAUUCUGAAACCAUGGGAAUCUUCACUCCCAUUGGAGCAAUUCAUUUGUACACAUGCUCAAUCCGUACAAGCCAUGAUUUGCUCUCCUAAUCGUAUCGGCAGCCAGAUUUCUUCCUCCUUGCUCCGUCUCUUACCUUCACUCCGCCUUAUCGUUACCACCAGCACUGGUGUUGACCAUAUUGAUCUCGUUGAGUGUCGCCGACGCGGAAUCUCCGUCGCUAGCGCCGCAACUCUUUUCUCUGAGGAUGUUGCUGAUUUUUCUGUUGGAUUGUUAAUUGAUGUUCUUAGAAAGAUUUCUUCCGCGGAUCGGUUUGUUAAGAAGGGACUUUGGCCUCUUCAGGGCCACUUCCCCCUCAGCUCAAAGGUGGGAAGCAGGAAAGUCGGAAUAGUUGGGCUGGGAAGCAUAGGUCUAAAAGUUGCACAAAGGCUUGAAGCAUUUGGCUGCAUUAUAUCAUACAUAUCAAGGAAGAAAAAGCCUGCAGUUUCUUACCCUUACUAUCCUGACGUUCGUGAACUAGCAACCAAAUGUGAUGUCCUCGUCACUUGUUGUGCUUUGACAGACCAAACUCGCCACUUGAUCAAUAAGGAGGUUCUAAUGACACUUGGAAAAAAAGGAGUAAUCAUUAAUAUUGCACGAGGAGCCAUAAUCAAUGAGAUGGAGUUGGUGCAAUGUUUAAAGCAGGGAGAGAUUGCGGGUGCUGGGUUGGAUGUUUUCGAAAAUGAACCUAAUGUUCCUGAAGAACUCCUUUCAUUGGAUAACGUUGUGUUGACACGGCAUGUUGCUUGUCAUACCGAGGAAUCAUUUAAAGCUACGUAUGAACUCGUAUGCGGGAAUCUGGAAGCUUUGUUCUUGAACAAACCUUUGCUUUCUCCAGUUUUGGAUGAGUAAAAGAUAUUUUUUUUCAGCUUAGAAAUCAAUAUUAUAUUCUGAUGAGACUUGAUAUUUAUCAGCAUCUCAUUCUGGGUUCUCUCUCUGCCUUUGUCCCGCUCGAGAAGAAUUUUCUUAACCUCCAUGUUAGUGGAAGCUAGUGGUUAUCGGAAUUGGAAAGCAUUUUCCAUUGCAAAUGCAAAACUACAAUAACUCUGCAGAAGGGAAGCCAUUUGUUAUAUGCCAUGUCUAUUAUAUAUGGGUUUUAUGAGCCUCCAUGUGUUUGUCUGUGUGUGAUUUUUGAACUAGGAGAGCUUAGAAUUUCAGUCCUACUCAUUAAUAUAUUUAAGAGCUUUACAUGACUGAUCGACAUCUUUUAUCGACGUUGCAUGUGAAGAAUAUAGUAGCAGGUAUAUGUGUUAGAGAUUGAUUUGUGUUAGAAUUUCACUUAAACUGUUUGAUGUUAGCGAAUUUUCAAUUAUCAUCGUUACAUGUACAUCUUCCUAAUGCCACAAGUGAAGUUACAGAUU